Aegilops tauschii subsp. strangulata is the source of this 2149-nucleotide messenger RNA. Its product is annotated as glucose-1-phosphate adenylyltransferase large subunit, chloroplastic/amyloplastic. Gene Ontology annotation, molecular function: glucose-1-phosphate adenylyltransferase activity. Lineage: Eukaryota; Viridiplantae; Streptophyta; Magnoliopsida; Poales; Poaceae. Gene Ontology annotation, biological process: glycogen biosynthetic process. The record is from RefSeq and is a predicted model, not a curated record.
CCUCGGCCCGCUUUAUAUGCCCCGCCCUCCACAUCACCACAGCCUCCGAACUCGACGGCUCGACCGUCUCUCCUCUCUCUCUCUCUCUCCCCCUCACCACCACAUCAGCGGGGCCACCCCCGGCCUCUUCUUCCCUGCAUUUGAUUGAUCCGUCGCUUGCCCGGUCGCCCGUCGAUCCGUUUACCCGCCGUCCGCCCGUCCCCGGCAGCCGCAGCCGCACCGCAGUUGCAGGUGGACUGCGAAUGUCAUCGAUGCAGUUCAGCAGCGUGCUGCCCCUGGAGGGCAAAGCGUGCGUCUCCCCCGUCAGGAGAGAGGGCUCCGCCUCCGAGCGCCUCAAGGUCGGGGACAGCAGCAGCAUCAGGCACGAGAGGGCCUCCAGGAGGAUGUGCAACGGCGGCAGGGGCCCCGCCGCCACCGGCGCGCAGUGCGUGCUCACCUCCGACGCCAGCCCAGCAGACACCCUUGUUCUCCGGACGUCCUUCCGCAGGAAUUACGCCGAUCCGAACGAGGUCGCGGCCGUCAUACUCGGCGGUGGCACCGGGACUCAGCUCUUCCCUCUCACAAGCACAAGGGCCACACCUGCUGUUCCUAUUGGAGGAUGUUACAGGCUCAUCGAUAUUCCCAUGAGCAACUGCUUCAACAGUGGCAUCAACAAGAUAUUCGUCAUGACGCAGUUCAACUCGGCCUCUCUUAAUCGUCACAUUCACCGCACCUACCUUGGCGGGGGAAUCAAUUUCACUGAUGGAUCUGUUGAGGUAUUGGCCGCGACGCAAAUGCCCGGGGAGGCUGCUGGAUGGUUCCGCGGAACAGCGGAUGCCGUCAGAAAAUUUAUCUGGGUGCUUGAGGACUAUUAUAAGAAUAAAUCCAUAGAGCACAUUUUGAUCUUGUCGGGCGAUCAGCUUUAUCGCAUGGAUUACAUGGAGCUUGUGCAGAAACAUGUGGAUGACAAUGCUGACAUUACUUUAUCAUGUGCCCCUGUUGGAGAGAGCCGGGCAUCUGAGUACGGGCUAGUGAAGUUCGACAGUUCAGGCCGUGUGGUCCAAUUUUCUGAGAAGCCAAAGGGUGACGAUCUGGAAGCGAUGAAAGUGGACACCAGUUUUCUCAAUUUCGCCAUCGACGACCCUGCUAAAUAUCCAUACAUUGCUUCUAUGGGAGUCUAUGUCUUCAAAAGAGAUGUUCUGCUCAACCUUCUAAAGUCAAGAUACGCAGAACUACAUGACUUUGGGUCUGAAAUCCUCCCGAGAGCUCUGCAUGACCACAAUGUACAGGCUUAUGUCUUCACUGACUACUGGGAGGACAUUGGAACAAUCAGAUCCUUCUUCGAUGCGAACAUGGCCCUCUGCGAGCAGCCCCCAAAGUUCGAGUUUUAUGAUCCCAAAACUCCCUUCUUCACCUCGCCUCGAUACUUGCCACCAACAAAGUCAGACAAGUGCAGGAUCAAAGAAGCGAUCAUUUCGCACGGCUGCUUCUUGCGUGAAUGCAAAAUCGAGCACUCCAUCAUCGGCGUUCGUUCACGCCUAAACUCCGGAAGCGAGCUCAAGAACGCGAUGAUGAUGGGCGCGGACUCGUACGAGACCGAGGACGAGAUAUCGAGGCUGAUGUCGGAGGGCAAGGUCCCCAUCGGCGUCGGGGAGAACACAAAGAUCAGCAACUGCAUCAUCGACAUGAACGCGAGGAUAGGAAGGGACGUGGUCAUCUCAAACAAGGAGGGAGUGCAAGAAGCCGACAGGCCGGAGGAGGGGUACUACAUCAGGUCCGGGAUCGUGGUGAUCCAGAAGAACGCGACCAUCAAGGACGGCACCGUCGUGUAGAGCGCCGCCGGGUCGGCGCGACAGGUUCUGCGACAACCUCUGCGCUGCGUUGAUCGUCGUCGUCGUCUCGAGGCCCGGGAGGGACUGAAGAAGUGACCCGGGGACGGGAGGCGUUUGAAGCUUGAAUGACUGAGAAGGCGCGCGCGGGCAGCAUUAGUAGUAAGUAGUAGUAAGGAGCAGUGGAACAAAGUAAUAGUCGUUCGUUUUUCCCCUGUAAUAAAUAAGAGGCUGUGUGUUGAGGUAAAGAAGUGGCAGCGAUCAAACAAACUCCCGGGGGAUGUUCGUGUAAAUAAAACUCUAUCUAGACCUGUGAAAUUUUCAGGGGGUUUUCUUGUCGA